AUGGUGCAGUCGCUGACGUCAAAGCUGGAUCGUGCCGGCGAGGCUACAAUCUAUUUCUCGGUUGGGGUGCUACUCCAGACACUCUUCUUCGGCGUUUACACCCUGUUGAUAUUCCUCUCAACUCGUAUGCUGUUAGAACGAAAGCUGAACACCCGCGUUAACCGUGUUAUGUUUGGAUUAACGGUUUUCAUGUACCUCAUGACCGCCGGGUAUUGGGUGUAUUCGGUGGCUGACGUUGUGGAUCGGAUUCAAGGCCUUACCAGUCUUGGCAAGAAUCCGAGCAAGAUUCAACCCGCGCACACACUGGUCACGAUGUGGUCUCCACUGUUCAACUCUUUCAUGCUCUUGAAUUAUGUUAUCAGCGACGGAGUAGUCGUUUGGCGAGCGUGGAUCAUUUGUCUUCGGAGCCACCGCAAAUACCUCUGGAUCACAGUCUUCUUCCUAGUCGCGACUUCUGUUCAAGUGCUUCUCAUAAUCUCAUUCCGUAUUGCGGGCACAGCCAUCUCCCCCAUUGACAAUAUUCCGACCAACAUAGGCAUUGGACGCGGAAUCGAUAUUCUCCAAGUUCUGACGACAUUCACCUCGUUGUCUUCCAAUCUUGCGGCCACUGCUGUCGUAUCUGCAACCGCAUGGGGCCAUUGGAAGAGCAUCCGGUCUGCCCUGUCAAGCACCAAGACAAACUCUACCAGGACCAAUCGAAUUCUUCUGUUGGUCGUCGAGUCGGGUGUACUCUAUUGCAUUUCCGCCUUGAUCAACCUUGUCGCCACUGUGGUCCGUUUGCCACAUGGCACACUGGGGGACAUAUACACGCCCGUAAAUGUUCAAAUUGCGGGAGCCUAUCCUUCGAUUGUACUACUGUUGGUCAGCACCGAACGAUCGCUCAACGAUUCGACAUUCGGGGGAGACUCCAGCUCAACUGGUGUUUUUUCCAGCACUGCACCUUCUCGCCCGAUUUAUUUCGCUGCCCCUGGUUCACGAAGCUUGGCCACAAACAACGCAGUCACGCCACAUGUUGUCAAUUUUGCCACGGACUCGCGCCCUGAUUCAAUGGUAUCUGAUAUGUCGACGGAGGAUGAAAAGGCCAAAUACCCUAGACCUUUACCUCGUCCACCACAUGCUGUCGACAGCAUGGUUUGA
Mycena indigotica is the source of this 1137-nucleotide messenger RNA. RefSeq lists its product as uncharacterized. Lineage: Eukaryota; Fungi; Basidiomycota; Agaricomycetes; Agaricales; Mycenaceae. Bases 1 to 1137 code for a protein of 378 amino acids. The transcript has 6 exons. The record is from RefSeq and is a predicted model, not a curated record.